Arctia plantaginis is the source of this 651-nucleotide messenger RNA. The record is from the annotation of a GenBank genome assembly. NCBI's taxonomy places the organism in Eukaryota, Metazoa, Arthropoda, Insecta, Lepidoptera, Erebidae.
AUGGUUGAAUUUAUUAACAGUAUACCACGGAUUGAAUCACAUUAUUUAAGGGCAUCGACAUCAAGAGAAUACAUAAGUGGAUCUAAAAGUAUUUCUGAUUUGUUUAGAGAUUUCCAAGAGCAGCAGAAUAAUAAAUCUCGACAGUCAGGAAAGUUUCAUUUGUUUUAUGAGAUUUUCACUACCCAAUUUAAUAUAGGAUUCUUUCAACCUGAAAAAGAUCAAUGUGAUCUUUGUUUGCAAUAUAAAAACUCUACGGCUGAUCAGAGGCUAGCCCUCAAACAAAAAUAUGAUACUCACCUAGAAGAGAAAGCUUUAAGCCGGGAAAAGAAAAAGAAAGAUCGGAUGAAUGUUGACGAGUUUCAUUUAUGCGUUUGCUACGAUGUUCACGCUAUUAUGCAAAGCCCUAAUGGAGACACAUCGUCGUUUUACUAUAAAUCCAAAUUGAACAGCCAACAUUUUACUUUGACUGAAUUGAAUAAAUUAAAAGAGAAUAAAUCUGAAGAGGAUUUCAAAAAUUAUGGUGACGUGCAUUGCUACUUCUGGGAUGAAACACAGGGAAAUAGAGGUGCAGUGGAGAUUGGAAGUUGCGUUCUGGAUUAUUUAAAGAAUGUUUGUGAAUAUGCCGGCGAUCGAGAUAUUAAUGUUAUAUGA